Molecule: messenger RNA, 2184 nt
Organism: Anthostomella pinea
Lineage: Eukaryota; Fungi; Ascomycota; Sordariomycetes; Xylariales; Xylariaceae
Source: the annotation of a GenBank genome assembly
AUGGCGGAUCCCAUGGAGCUUGACGAGCCGAGAGGUACCAAACGAAAAGACCCGCCGGCUUCAGGAGACGACAGCGCUCCUCGUCGCAUCAAGGCACUGGAUCCAGAUGUCGUCAACAAGAUUGCUGCUGGCGAGAUCAUUGUUGCACCGGUACAUGCCUUGAAGGAGUUGAUCGAGAACGCAGUCGAUGCCGGAUCCACGUCGUUAGAGGUCCUCGUCAAAGACGGUGGCUUGAAACUACUGCAAAUCACCGACAAUGGCCACGGCAUCGACAAAGAAGACUUGGCCAUUCUUUGUGAGAGAUUUACCACCUCCAAACUCAAGAAGUUUGAAGAUCUCAGCAGUAUCUGCACCUAUGGCUUCCGAGGCGAGGCGUUGGCCAGUAUCAGUCACAUUGCCCACCUGACGGUGACAACGAAGACCAAGGACUCUGACUGCGCUUGGCGUGCUCACUACGACAGCGGCAAGCUAGCACCUGCGAAACCUGGCCAUUCGUCUGAGCCGAAACCCACGGCAGGACGAGGUGGUACGCAGAUUUCAGUCGAGGACCUGUUUUACAAUGUUCCCACCCGACGCAGGGCUUUCAGGUCUACGUCGGACGAGUACAAUAAGAUCCUUGACAUGGUAGGGCGGUACGCCAUACACUGCUCCGGCGUGGCCUUUUCCUGUAAGAAGCAUGGGGAUUCUGGGACCUCAAUCGCCGUCCAAACUCAAGCCUCGACCAUAGACCGCAUUCGCCAGAUUCACGGUGGUGGUGUUGCCAAUGAGCUCAUCGAGUUUGCCACAUUUGACGAUCGCUGGGGCUUCAAGGCUAGCGGAUGGGCCACCAACGCCAAUUAUCACAUCAAGAAGACGACUCUUUUGUUGUUCAUCAACAACCGCAGUGUGGAAUCAUCAAACAUCAAGAAGGCCGUGGAACAGACCUACUCCACAUUCCUGCCCAAGAAUGGACACCCAUUUGUUUACCUCAGCCUCGAAAUCGACCCCCAGCGCGUCGACGUCAAUGUCCACCCCACGAAACGAGAGGUCAACUUUCUCAACGAGGAUGAAAUCAUACAGGCCAUCUGUGAAACAAUUCGCGAGAAACUGGCAGCCGUGGACACGAGCCGCACAUUCAUGACGCAGACACUGCUUCCUGGCACCAUUCUACCCAGCACCUCGUCGCAGCAGGAUGUCGAUGAACCUUCGACGAAAACGCCAAAUACAACACGCAAGACUCCAUAUCGACCUAACGAAAACAACCUGGUUCGUACAGACGCCUCACUGCGGAAGAUCACAAGCAUGUUCCCCUCAGCCUCCAAGUCUCCAGCACCUGGUGCACCACCCAACGAAUCAGGUGACGGGGGUCUUGAUCCUAGAUAUGAGAUCACGGAUCGAGAGCCAGUAUUCUGUCGUCUCACAAGUGUACGUGAGCUACGUACUGCAGUCAGGGAUGGCAUGCAUCAUGAACUGACCGAGAUCUUUGCGAACCACACUUUCGUGGGCAUUGUUGACGAAAAACGACGGCUCGCCGCUAUCCAAGGAGGGGUUAAACUCUUCCUCGUCGACUACGGCCGUGCGUGUUUCGAAUACUUCUACCAGGUCGGGCUGACCGAUUUUGGUAACUUUGGCGUGAUCAAGUUCCAACCUUCACUUGAUUUACGAGAGUUGCUCUCCAUAGCGGCCGAGCACGAGAAAGCAACCGCUGCGGAUGGCGAGCUGGCUGACGAUGACGACUUCGACGUGGGCGAGGUCGUGGAUGCUGUGGCCAAUCAGCUGGUGGAAAGAAGGGAGAUGUUGCUUGAGUAUUUCAAUCUCGAGAUCUCUCCCGCUGGUGAGUUGCUGAGCAUCCCACUCCUCAUGAAAGGUUACACUCCCCCCUUGUCAAAGUUGCCUCAGUUCUUGCUUCGUCUCGGUCCACACGUGAACUGGACAGAUGAAAAGGGGUGCUUUGAGACCUUUCUGCAGGAGCUCGCUACCUUUUGGGUCCCGGAGCAGCUGCCCUCCCUGCCAGGUAACGACCACGCGGAUGAGGAUAUUCCCCAUGAGAUCAAGGCCAGAAGAGCCCAGAUCCGACGGGCAGUGGAGCAUAUCUUCUUCCCGGCGUUCAAGGCAAGACUGGUAGCGACCAAGUCAUUCAUGAAGGGCGGCAUACUGGAACUCGCCGAUUUGAAGGGGUUGUACAGAGUAUUCGAGAGAUGUUGA